Dendrobium catenatum is the source of this 1182-nucleotide messenger RNA. RefSeq names its product galactolipase DONGLE, chloroplastic-like. Gene Ontology annotation, biological process: lipid metabolic process. The transcript has a single exon. The record is from RefSeq and is a predicted model, not a curated record. Gene Ontology annotation, molecular function: glycerophospholipid phospholipase A1 activity. Gene Ontology annotation, cellular component: chloroplast. NCBI's taxonomy places the organism in Eukaryota, Viridiplantae, Streptophyta, Magnoliopsida, Asparagales, Orchidaceae. The coding region runs from base 1 to 1182 and encodes 393 amino acids.
AUGUCCGCAGGCAUUGCUUUGCCUUACCCCUCUUUCUUCUCAGGCCGCAGCCGGGCACUGCGUCGCACACGCCCGCUUAUCGUAACCUGCGCUGCCAGGUCCCACGAAGCGAUCGCCACUGACCCGAAUCCAUCCCCUUCGCUGCCGCUAGAAGUCGCCACACGGUGGCGUGACAUCCAGGGCCGCAACAACUGGGAACACCUCAUCCAACCCCUCCACCCUCUCCUCGGUCGUGAAAUCGUCCGCUACGCCGAACUCGUCAAUGCCUGCUACAAAGCCUUCGACCUCGAUCCUACUUCCAAACGCUACCUAAACUGUAAGCAUGGCAAAUCCACAAUGCUCUGCGAUGUAGGCAUGCCCUCAGCAGGUUACAAAAUCACCAAAUACAUCUAUGCCACUCCGGAUAUCACCAUCCCCAGCCAGUUCGGCACCCGCGGCAGCCGCUGGAUCGGCUACGUCGCAGUCUCCGCCGACGAUGCAUCGUCCCGUCUCGGCCGCCGAGACAUCCUCGUUUCCUUCCGCGGAACCGUCACUAACAUGGAGUGGAUCACAAACUUAAUGAGUUGCCUCACCCCUGCCCGGCUUGACCCGCACAAUCCGCGGCCCGAUGUCAAGGUCGAGUCAGGCUUCCUCAGCCUCUACACAUCCGACGAUAGCACCUGUCGCUUCAACAGCGGGAGCUGCCGCCAGCAGCUCCUCUCCGAGAUAUCUAGGAUUGUAUCCAAAUACAAAGAUGAGAAGGAAGUGAGCAUUACAUUGGCGGGUCACAGCAUGGGGAGCUCGCUCGCGCUGCUGCUCGGAUAUGACAUUGCGGAGCUGGGUCUGAACAAUACCAAGUCAGGUCGUGAAGUACCCAUCACGGUUUACUCGUACGGUGGCCCGCGGGUCGGGAACUGGGGCUUCAGAACCCGGUGCGAGGAGCUAGGGGUGAAGGUGUUGAGGGUGGUGAACGUAAAUGACCCUGUGACGAAAAUGCCUGGUGUAUUCUUCAAUGAAAAACUAGAGCUUCCAUGGAUAAGCAGCUGCUCGUGCUACGCGCACGUGGGAGUUGAAUUAGCACUUGAUUUCUUUAAGAUGAAGAACCCUGCAUGCGUGCAUGAUCUUAACGCGUAUAUUGGAUGGCUCAAGUGUGCUAACAGAAAGAAAGCGAAGAAGCAAAGUGUUGAUAUUUUUUGUAAGUGA